GUGAGACACCGGAAGUGGCGUCGUUGUUGGCGGAAACGUGGUUUGCUUAUUAAUGCGAAAAAAUGGCUGCUGCCAGUUUGGCCGUGCUUUGCAGAAAAGUGGCCGCUACUCUCAAAGCUUCCAGAUCGUUACUAAGUUCUCAGGCCUCAGCUAGCACAGGUUACAGGUUUUCUCUAAGUCUGUUACCUAAGAAUACACCAAAUACCAAGUCUUUUCAGCAGUGUAGAUUACUUCAUACCACGUUGUCAAGGAAAGGACUGGAAGAAUUUUUUGAUGACCCAAAGAAUUGGGGGGAAGAAAAAGUAAAAUCUGGAGCUUCAUGGACCUGUCAGCAAUUAAGGAACAAAAGUAAUGAAGAUUUACAUAAACUUUGGUAUGUCCUACUGAAAGAAAGAAACAUGCUUCUGACUCUAGAGCAGGAGGCCAAGCGGCAGAGAUUGCCAAUGCCAAGUCCGGAGCGGUUAGAAAAGGUAGUAGAUUCCAUGGAUGCGUUAGAUAAAGUUGUCCAGGAAAGAGAAGAUGCCCUAAGACUUCUUCAGACUGGUCAAGAAAAAGCUAGACCUGGUGCUUGGAGAAGAGACAUCUUUGGAAGAAUCAUUUGGCAUAAAUUCAAGCAGUGGCCUAUACCUUGGUACCUAAAUAAAAGGUAUAAUAGGAAACGAUUCUUUGCAAUGCCCUACGUGGAACGUUUUGUCAGACUGAGAUGUGAGAAACAAGCCCGCAUUGAAGCAAGGAAGAAAAGUUUAGAAAAAAAGAAAGAAAAAUAUCUUCAGGAAAAGUUUCCACAUCUUUCUCAAGCCCAGAAGUCAAGUCUUGUCUCAGAUGUCUGAAUUCUUAAUUUACCAUUUUGUUUUUCUUGGAUAAGAGUGUAUACAAAAGUAAAUAUAUAUUAAGUGAUUAUAAAGAAAUUGUUUUUUAGCAAAUGACUACCAACUGUCUUUAAGUGUUAAUAUGGCAUGCUAAUUCUGGAAGUGGUCAUGCUUCUGCCAAAUUAUUUUAAAAAUCAGGUAUAAAGUUCAGAUUAAAUUUCCAUUUUAUAAA
This is a messenger RNA of Manis pentadactyla (Chinese pangolin), 1041 nucleotides long. It is a transcript of the gene MRPL47, whose product is annotated as mitochondrial ribosomal protein L47. Bases 63 to 830 code for a protein of 255 amino acids. Gene Ontology annotation, biological process: mitochondrial translation. NCBI's taxonomy places the organism in Eukaryota, Metazoa, Chordata, Mammalia, Pholidota, Manidae. Gene Ontology annotation, molecular function: structural constituent of ribosome. The record is from RefSeq and is a predicted model, not a curated record. The transcript is spliced from 7 exons. Gene Ontology annotation, cellular component: mitochondrial large ribosomal subunit; mitochondrial ribosome.